AUGGCUAUUCCGAGGCAGAAAGUGGUUGUUGUAGGUGCUGGUCCGGUGGGAUCGCUGGCGGCGCUGUACGCUGCGUCAAGAGGAGACGAGGUCGAAGUAUAUGAACUUCGUGGAGAUCUCCGGGACCCUACGACCGUGCCAUUGAAUUUCACUAAGUCGAUCAAUCUGGCACUGUCCGAACGUGGCAUUACAUCUAUGCUUCAUUCGGACCGGGCCGAUUUGAUCGACAAUGUACUCCGCGAAGCGAUCCCCAUGCAUGGCCGGAUGAUUCACGGCCGAGACAGCGGGGAUCUGUGGGAGGCUGCACAAGCCUAUGACGUUCACGGCCGGGCCAUCAAUUCUAUCGACCGAUCAACACUUAACAAUGCUCUCCUGGACGAGUUGGAAAAGGCCCCUAAUGUCAAGCUGUUCUUCAACUACAAGCUGACUGGUGCGGACUUCCGCACAAACAAGGCCUGGUUUGAACGUCGAAUUCCCGGCGAGACACCUAUGCCCGACGAUGCGGGUAUCGCUGGUCGUGUGCCGGAGUAUGAGGUGUCCUUUGACUACCUCAUCGGCGCUGACGGAGCACACUCGGCCGCGCGCUUCCAUCUCAUGAAAUUCGCCCGUGUCGAUUACCAACAAGAAUACAUUGACACUCUAUGGUGUGAAUUCCGGAUCCCACCCUCGGAAGAUGGAGAAUUCCGCAUUUCACCGAAUCAUCUUCACAUUUGGCCAGGGCACGAGUUCAUGUUCAUUGCGCUACCAUCGGCAGACAAGUCAUUCACCUGCACAUUAUUCGCACCAUCCGCACACUACACAUACCUGGAGACCCAACCACAGGACCUGCAUGAAUUCUUCGAUUCUCACUUCCCCGGCGUAUCACCAGAACUAAUCACACCGGAAGCCCUAACUGAACAGUUCGCAGCGAACCCCCAUCUACCACUGAUCAGCAUAAAAUGCAAACCGCACCACUUCGGCGCUAGCGUCGCCAUCCUCGGAGAUGCAGCACACGCAGUCCUACCAUUCUACGGCCAAGGAUUAAAUGCCGGUCUGGAAGACGUCCGCGUUCUCUUUGAGGAACUCGACAAACACGGAGUCUACGACCCCAACUCAAGCGUCUACACAAGAGGCCUGAAACGCCAGGCUGCGUUCCAAGCAUAUACAGACCAGCGCUGUGCCGAUACGCACGCCAUAAACGAUCUCUCGAAAGAGAAUUACCUCGAGAUGCGCGCGGGCGUCAAAUCACCACUCUACAAGUUGCGCAAGGCCAUCGAAGAGACGAUAGACCGUCAUUUCCCGUUCCUUGGCUGGAAGACGCAAUAUGCUCGUGUUAGCUUCAGUAACCAGCGGUAUUCGGAAGUUGUCCAGGCCGUUCAGCACCAGAGUGACGUGCUUGGCCUUGGUUUGAGUGGGGCGCUCGUUGCUGGUGCUGGUGCUCUGUCUAUUUUGAUGUGGAAGUACCCCAGGUAUUUCUCGCCCGUGUGGCUGUUCCGAUGCUCGCGGCAUUUGGCCUGUGUUGGGUUGAGGGCUUUCCGCAAUUUUACUCAUAUCUAA
Penicillium arizonense is the source of this 1536-nucleotide messenger RNA. RefSeq names its product kynurenine 3-monooxygenase (gene bna4). The coding region runs from base 1 to 1536 and encodes 511 amino acids. Gene Ontology annotation, cellular component: mitochondrial outer membrane. Gene Ontology annotation, biological process: quinolinate biosynthetic process; NAD+ metabolic process; L-tryptophan catabolic process. The transcript is spliced from 3 exons. The record is from RefSeq and is a predicted model, not a curated record. Gene Ontology annotation, molecular function: NAD(P)H oxidase H2O2-forming activity; FAD binding; kynurenine 3-monooxygenase activity. Lineage: Eukaryota; Fungi; Ascomycota; Eurotiomycetes; Eurotiales; Aspergillaceae.